GAAUGUUUUAAUUCAUUAUAUGGUACUAAAUAUUUUGCUCAAUAUGCUGAAAAUAUUCCUAAUGGUGAGAGAUCCAUUCCAGAACGUGAAGACUCUACUGGAAAAAUGUAUAAUACUUGUACUGUUUAUGAUCCGGAAGGAUCUAUGAUUGCAAAGCAUCGAAAAGUUCAUUUAUUCGAUAUUGACAUUCCUGGCAAAAUAACAUUCAAAGAGAGUGAUUCUCUAAAAUUUGGUAAGAUCGGAGUAGGAAUAUGUUACGACAUAAGGUUCCCAGAAAUGGCCAUGAUUGCUGCUCAAGAAG
Molecule: messenger RNA, 301 nt
Organism: Racocetra fulgida
Lineage: Eukaryota; Fungi; Glomeromycota; Glomeromycetes; Diversisporales; Gigasporaceae
Source: the annotation of a GenBank genome assembly